Pocillopora damicornis (cauliflower coral) is the source of this 1429-nucleotide messenger RNA. RefSeq lists its product as uncharacterized. Lineage: Eukaryota; Metazoa; Cnidaria; Anthozoa; Scleractinia; Pocilloporidae. The record is from RefSeq and is a predicted model, not a curated record.
ACUAUGUAUCUUUCUUCUAAAAAGCCUUUUUGGGAAGAAUUACGUGUACCUGUCUGUAUGUGUCGUGUCUUUUCCGCGUGUUCUUAAGUUAAAAUUAUGAUAAUUUAUUUUGUUUGUUUUUGGGCCCCCUUGUGCGGGUAGGUGGGUUAGGUUCAUGUGAAAUAUAAUAAUCGACAGGUCUUUUUCUUGAGAAUUGCAUUUAUUUUCUGUGCAGUGGCAUAGAUGGUUGAACAUCAUGUCAACACCAAUCAUUAGUGCCAAGUCCCUUGCGAAUCUCACACGGGCACGCUUUACUACGAUUCGGUCGCCUAAACUUGGGUAAGUAAUCAAAAUGUCCAGUUCCAAAAAUGUUGCAAAGAGUUACCAGCAAGUGUCGGUUUAUCAAAGAGAGCAUGGAAAAAUACUGAUUGACGAUAUAGAGAUUCAUCGAGGACAUGUUAUCCUAGAUUUGGGCUGCGGGACUGGAGAAUUGUCUGCGUAUCUUUCCGAGCUCGUAGGACAAGAUGGAAGAGUCGUAGCCGUUGAUCCCGACAGUCAUCGAGUAGAAGUGGCGCGAGAAUCACACAGGGAAGUCAAAAAUCUUGCAUUUCAAGAAGGAAGCUCUGCCAGCUUCCCAGGAAUGGGCUUGGAGACUUACGACAUCGUCUUCUCCAACUUUGUGUUUCACUGGAUUAAGGAUAAAGAAGAAGCAUUCAAGAACAUGUUUUGGAGCUUGAAACCAGCAGGGAAAAUUGUCCUGACUUACGCCGAUCGCUUACAUUCCAUCGAACAUAAAAUUUAUGGUGAACUUCAAAACUCAGAAAGCAUGGAACGUAUGCUAAGCAAACGUUGGUACGAGAGAAGGGCAAACAUGGAAGAGAUGUGUUCGGCUGCAGGAUUUGAAAUCAUAAAAAGUGUUGACGUCAAAAUGGAGGAUCUUGAGUUCGAAAAUGUUGAAAGCUUGUGCUCGUUUAUCUUGGCAACUAAUCAAGGCAGUCUGCAGAGCGUUAAGCAGAUUGCGUGUCAACAGCGAAGAAUUUUGUCCCUGAUGAAACUGCUUUGUAUCGUUGAGGAUCGGUUCAAGUAGUAAGCUUUGAUUUUGCUUUCCCUGAAAACAACUGAUGCGAUCUUGGAACUUGUAGGCAAUUGAACAAUUUCGUCUGUUAAGUUAGCUCCUACAUCAAACAGUAUUUUUGUCACAAGAGUGUUAAUUUAGUAAUGUUGCGGUGUAGGUUAUGGUUGGUUGCGUAAAAUGUCAGAGUACUUUUCAGCUACUGCGCAGGCGAGUAACGCAAGGUUAUCACGGUCAGAUGAAGUGGUGGUUUGUAUCGCAGGCUUCAUUGUGGGGGAAGGGCGUGUUAAUUAUUAUUUCCUAAGGGGGUAGGGGAGGGAGUUUGUUUACGAAAUAAUAAAAAUGACCAUGUCAAUAAAAGCAGUUUAUUUUUUGGCA